AUGGUGGAGAUUUCACAACUGAAUGACGAUCUAUUAGGUCACAUCCUGAAACGGGUCAGCGAACCAGGUGAUCGGAAACGGGUGUCCGAAGUCUGCAAACAAUGGUUGACAGUCGAGGGUCUAACCAGAACGUCGCUCAAUCUUCUCCGACUCAGUUUUCUCCGUCAGGUACUUCCUCGAUUCCCGAAUCUAGUUACAUUCGAGACAUCCGAGCUUAUCGAGAAGGAAGCGGACCUCAAGUUCUUAGCCCAAACAUGCCGUAAACUGGAGGCCAUCGAUCUCAGCACCACAAAAUACAGCUCAAGGUCAUUACCGACGAGCGGUCUUUACGGUUUGUCAAGUGGCGGCGGCCUUGCGAAACUGUCCAAGCUUUCGGUCAGAGGGAGGCAGAAUGUAGCCACUGAUAUUUGGCUACAUAGGGUUGCUAAUUUGACUUAUUUGGAUUUGGGAAACUGCAGGGUGGUCGAUGACGAUUCGGUUGAAGCAAUUGGGCUUCUAUGCACUUGUUUGAGCUAUUUGAAUUUGGAAAGAUCCAAUAUUUCGAACAAAGGUUUGAGAUCGUUGGCACAUGGAAGUUGCUCAAAAACCCUGGAGACAUUGGUGCUUGCUGAAUGCUGUCGUAUAAACGACUCCGGGAUCUCGCAUUUGCAGAAUAUGCAAUGCUUGGAAGAGCUGGAUUUGGAAAGCUGCGGCUGCGGGUAUCGAAACGAUGUCACUGAUGUUGGAGUUAUAGCUGCAACCUCUGGAAAUCGAUCCCUCAAGAAGUUGAACUUGAGUUGGUUGAGGAAUGUAUCAGACCAAAGCAUGGUGUUUCUUGCUGAGAAUUGCCCCAGCUUAGAGAUUCUUGAUGUAAGUGGUUGUUGUGUAACUGGUGCGGGGAUUCGUGCACUUUCCAGUCACAGGUGCCUAAAGACUCUUGUUUUGGGAAUCUCUCCUAAAGUCUCUUUUCGUUGGCCCGAUGUCGAGCACUUGGUGCUUGGAUGCCACUCACUCAAGUCUAUCGUCCUGCCUAAUAAGAUCAAAGCAACCAUUCCUGAUAGCCUUAGCAGAAUUGUGACGUUUGUUGAUGAUUAUUGA
Fragaria vesca subsp. vesca is the source of this 1077-nucleotide messenger RNA. RefSeq names its product F-box protein SKP2A-like. The transcript has a single exon. NCBI's taxonomy places the organism in Eukaryota, Viridiplantae, Streptophyta, Magnoliopsida, Rosales, Rosaceae. Bases 1 to 1077 code for a protein of 358 amino acids. The record is from RefSeq and is a predicted model, not a curated record.